AUGGCCAGCAAGAGGAUUGCGUUCAAGGUCCAUGGCACCGUGCAAGGUGUUGGAUUCCGCGAUUUCACCCAGAAAUGUGCCACCAAGGACAAGAUGAGCGGCUGGGUUCGAAACACUACUUGUGGAAGAGUACCAGUACUGGGUCAUGGAACGCUUGCGCUGAUGGAGAAUGAAUACCAGGUCGAGGGAGAAGUACAGGGCCCCGAACCGUCUGUUCAGGAAUUUCUCAAGCAAAUCGACAAAGGACCCCGUCAUGCGCACGUGGUCAAGCUUGAGAAGCGAGAGUUGGAUGUCAAGGAAGGAGACGAUCAAUUUGUAGUGCUGCGGACUGGGGAGUCUACCUUCCAAUCCGGUGUAUGA
Messenger RNA from Penicillium oxalicum, 360 nucleotides. RefSeq names its product acylphosphatase. Bases 1 to 360 code for a protein of 119 amino acids. NCBI's taxonomy places the organism in Eukaryota, Fungi, Ascomycota, Eurotiomycetes, Eurotiales, Aspergillaceae. Gene Ontology annotation, molecular function: acylphosphatase activity. The record is from RefSeq and is a predicted model, not a curated record. The transcript has 5 exons.